AUGGAGAGCGACCUCGGGAUGCCUGAGCGGAUUGUUCUCCAGACGGCAGAGCAUGUCGAGAAAAAAGUGGCACAUUUGGCACCAGCCAGAAUGGUAGAUGAUUCUUGAAAGAGGUGUGGUCCAGGUCAGGCACUCUCCGGUGGCAGAUCUGAAGUCCUCGGACGGGAACGACUCGCACCCGGUGCACAAACCCGGCUGGCCGCGCAGCUUGCGAGAUGUAUCCAGCACGUCGUUCUUCGUUUGGUCGUCUACCUCGCCAGGACUGAAUUUGAUAUCCUCGAUCGUUUCCUCGACUUCUCGUUUGGCGGAGGCGGCCAGGUUUGUAGCAGACGUCUACACAGAGGCGCAAAAGCCCGAGACCUGGGAGGCGAAGGAUGGCGUUGCCACAGCUGA
This is a messenger RNA of Clonostachys byssicola, 393 nucleotides long. Lineage: Eukaryota; Fungi; Ascomycota; Sordariomycetes; Hypocreales; Bionectriaceae. The record is from the annotation of a GenBank genome assembly.